AUGUCCGACAUCAAAGAGUUAGCACCAGAUCUUGAAGAACCUGCAUUUGUCUCAUGGAGACAGGUCCAGAUCGAAGCUAAUCGUGAAGAAGAAUGGCAGCAUAAGUUGUCUAUUUGGGAAGGUCUGAAGAUUUACAGAACUGCCGUAUUCUGGUCAGUAGUAGCUUCGUUCUGUAUCGUUCAAGAGGCCUACGAUACUCUUCUUCUUGGCUCCCUCUUUGCGCUUCCUGCUUUCAAAGAACAUUUCGGACACGAUGCCGGGGGCACAGCCGGAUAUCAGAUCUCAGCAUCUUGGCAAGCUGGUCUACAGCAGGGAGCCAAUAUGGGGAGUCUGAUCGGCGUUUUCUUGGGGGCUUUCCUGGUGGACCGAUUCGGAUACAAGUAUUCCAUUAUUGGUAACUUGAUACUACUGGCUCCUAUCAUCGCGCUCGUCACUUUCGCACCCAAUCUUGGAGCCUUAUUAGCUGGGGAGAUUUUAUGUGGUAUACCAUGGGGUGUGUUCAGUACCCUUGCCGAAGCAUACGCCUCCGAGAUAUGCCCUCAAGGCCUGCGAGGCUAUUUGACCACCUUUGUAAAUCUUUGCUGGGUACUUGGUCAUUUCAUUGGUGCAGGUGUUCUUCGAGCUGCAAACAACAUCACGGGCAAGUGGUCAUAUCGAAUGCCGUUCGCUGUUCAAUGGGUUUGGAUCCCAAUACUGGUCCCCCUACUGGUCUUCGCUCCUGAAUCGCCCUAUUGGUUUGUCCGAAAGGGUCGGUUAGAAAACGCCGAGAAGACUGUCCGCAGAAUCGCUCCGGCUGCUGAACAAGAUCGGGUACAAGAGAUCGUCAGCUCCCUUGUUCGCACGAACCAUUUCGAAAGGGAAGUCAAAGCGGGAACUAGCUUUACUGAUUGCUUCAAGGGUGUCGAUAGACGUCGUACCGAAAUCAGCUGCGUUGUUUGGACCACACAAAUAUUAUGCGGUUUGCAAUUCGCCAAUUACUCAACAUACUUCUUCCAACAAGCAGGUCUUUCCACGAUUUAUUCCUUCGACAUGACGAUCGGUUUAUAUGGCGCUGCCUUUAUCGGCACUUGCCUCUCCUGGGUGCUUUUGACUUAUUUUGGGCGACGUCAAAUAUGGCUUGUCGGGCUAUCUGCCCUCGUCGUUGGACAAAUCCUCAUCGGUGUCUUGUCAGUGGUGGCAGACAAGGGUCAUGUUGGUGCUCGAUGGGCACAAGCUGGGCUAAUGAUUGGUUGGCUGUUCACCUACGAUAUGACUGUUGGACCUGUAGCCUACGCAAUCGUAGGGGAGACAUCGUCCACCCGAUUGCGUAACAAGACUGUUGGUCUGGCUCGUGCAUCCUACAAUGUAUUCAGUAUCUGCUUCGGAGUGCUCAUGCCUUACAUGCUCAACCCCACAAAGUGGAAUUGGGCGGGAAAAACUGGUUUCUUUUGGGCUGGAAUCGGUCUCAUCUGCCUCAUCUGGGCAUACUUCAGGCUACCAGAGUUGAAGGAUCGGAGUUUCCUCGAAGCCGACAUCAUGUUUACACGGGGUGUUCCUGCUCGAAAGUUCAAAACAUACGUCAUCGAAGCAAACGCUGAUGAGCAUGUCCAGAAUGAUUUGAAAUGA
Messenger RNA from Kwoniella botswanensis, 1605 nucleotides. RefSeq lists its product as uncharacterized. Gene Ontology annotation, molecular function: carbohydrate:proton symporter activity. The coding region runs from base 1 to 1605 and encodes 534 amino acids. Gene Ontology annotation, biological process: transmembrane transport; carbohydrate transport. NCBI's taxonomy places the organism in Eukaryota, Fungi, Basidiomycota, Tremellomycetes, Tremellales, Cryptococcaceae. The record is from RefSeq and is a predicted model, not a curated record. Gene Ontology annotation, cellular component: membrane. The transcript has 8 exons.